Messenger RNA from Carassius carassius (crucian carp), 1650 nucleotides. Its product is annotated as general transcription factor IIE subunit 2-like. Bases 173 to 1042 code for a protein of 289 amino acids. Gene Ontology annotation, biological process: transcription initiation at RNA polymerase II promoter. Lineage: Eukaryota; Metazoa; Chordata; Actinopteri; Cypriniformes; Cyprinidae. The transcript is spliced from 8 exons. Gene Ontology annotation, cellular component: transcription factor TFIIE complex. The record is from RefSeq and is a predicted model, not a curated record.
GAAGUCGUUCUUCCGCAGGAAAUUCAUGUAGAAGUGUAGCAUCGCUAGCAUUCUGAGACAAGCUUCCCAUUUAGCGUCUUCUCUAAGUUGACAGCAUAUGGUCAUUGAAAACAAUCUUUAAGAUUUAACUUAACUGUUUCUCUCUGAGAGAGAAGGCAGUGAGAUAUUCAGGAUGGAUAAAGCUCUACUGAGAGAGCGCGAGCUCUUUAAAAAGAGAGCUCUGUCCACUCCUGUAGUUGAAAAGAGACAAGCAACCUCUGAGUCCUCUGGAUCCUCCAAGAAGAAAAAGAGCAAACCUGACAAAGAGUUAUCCUCCAAAAACAGCACAGAUCCCAGCAAUGGCUCUUUCAAUCUCAAAGCACUUUCUGGGAGUUCAGGUUACAGAUUUGGAGUUUUGGCCCGAAUUGUCAACUACAUGAAGACAAGGCACCAGAGAGGUGAUACUCAUCAUCUGACUCUGGAUGAAAUUCUGGAUGAGACCAAGCUGCUGGACAUAGGCAUGAAGCAGAAACAGUGGCUUAUGAGCGAGGCAUUAGCAAGUAAUCCUAAAAUUGAUGUUCGGGAAGGUAAAUAUGCCUUUAAACCCAAGUAUCAUCUGAAGGAUAAGAAAGCUCUGCUAAGACUACUGGACAAACACGAUCAACUGGGACUAGGAGGAGUGUUACUAGACGAUGUUGAAGAGGGUCUACCCAAUGCAGCCAAGGCUAUUAAGGCACUUGGGGAUCAGAUUAUAUUUGUGACCAGGCCAGAUAAGAAGAAGGUCCUUUUCUACAAUGACAAACACUGUCAGUUUGUUGUUGAUGAAGAGUUCCAAAAGCUGUGGCGCAGUGUUCCUGUUGAUUCCGUAGAUGAGGAAAAGAUCGAAGAGUAUCUGAAGAAGCAGGGCAUAUCGUCCAUGCAGGAGACAGGACCAAAGAAAAUAGCACCCAUUCAGAAGAGGAAGAAACCUGGAACCCAGAAAAAGAGACGGUUUAAGACUCAUAAUGAUCAUCUGAACGGAGUACUGGAGGACUACUCUGAGGGAGUUCCCUCCAAGAAGUGACACACACAUGCAGCUUUAGAGGCUCAAAGUGACAAGACCGAUAUCUGUGUGAUGUUUGUAUAUCUGAUCUAAUGUCUUAUUGCCAAAACCAUAAAGACAUGCAGACAAACACACAUACACCGUUAAAACUGUACUGAGUGACACGAAUGUGAACGGAUUGUAAAUAUUUCCUUUCCACUGUUAUGUUUUACUUUUUGCUAGUGCUGUACAAAUAUACAAUUAGGCUGCUCUUUCUAUAGAUUUAAAGAUUAAAAAAAGAGCAAUCAAACCACAUCCAUUGUUUCCUUUCAAAGUUAUUUAUGUAUUAAUAUAUUUCUUUUUGGGAUCAGUAAUAUUUUUUUUUAAGUUUCUCCUGCUCAAGGCAGCAUUACUUGAUCAGAAAUAUACAGAUAAAAAGUGAUAUUGUGGAAUAUUAUUGCAAUUUAGACUGUUUUAUAUGUUUAAAAUAUAGUUCAUUUCUGUUGUGGCAAAAGCUUAAUUUUCAGCAUCAUUACUCCAGUCUUUAGUGUCACAUGAUCCUUCAAAAAUCAUUCUGAUGUGCUGAUUUAUUAUCAAUGUAGUACUCUUAUCUCGCCAUUAAUGGCAUUCCAAAAUAAAAGUUUUUGUUU